This is a messenger RNA of Theobroma cacao (cacao), 3519 nucleotides long. RefSeq names its product Transducin/WD40 repeat-like superfamily protein. The record is from RefSeq and is a predicted model, not a curated record. Gene Ontology annotation, molecular function: protein binding. Lineage: Eukaryota; Viridiplantae; Streptophyta; Magnoliopsida; Malvales; Malvaceae.
CACAGUUCAAUGCCACAAACCCCAAAAACCAAAAACCAAAAACCAACAAAAUCAAAUCAAUCUCCCUUCACUUCUCCCACACAAAGACAUCACCAAACCCCAACUCUCUCCUCUUCCUCUCUCUCUCUCUCUUCCCCUCCACCCCCCAAACCCAUAACGACCCUUUUCUCCACUUCCUUUUCUUCCCAUUGGAUCUGACUGUGUCUGCUUUGGAGUCCCUCCGAACACCCUUGCCCCUUUCCUUACUUUGAUCCAAUCCCGAACCCAGACUUUGUUUUUGUGGUUUCUUUUUGAUGGUCAUGUGCAAAUUGAAAUGGGAGUGCUCAUAAAGAAAGCAUGAGCAAAAACCCCAUUGGUAGCAACAACAACCAAGACGACGACGAUUCAACUCAAGAAGAAGAAGUGGUAGAAGUAGACGAAGAAGAGGAAGAGGAGGAGUAUUUUUACGAAUCCCUUGAUCGCAUUGCUUCUUCUAAUUCUUGUUCUUGCUCUAAUUCAACUUCUCCUUCUUCUGACUCCGAUUCCGACCCAAUAACCCGCUCCAACAAUGCCCACCAUCCAUUUCCCGUCCCUAAAUUCCCCAUGGCCGUUUCCAAGUUCGACAUCUGGAUCUCCGAACCCGCCUCCGUUUCCGAAAGAAGAACACGGUUGCUCCGAGAAAUGGGGCUUAGCCGUGACCGGGGUCUUUCCCGGACAAGACCAGGGUCAGAAACGGAGUUGGGUACGGGACGAGAUAUGGGUGGUGGUUGUGGUGGUGGCGGAGGAGGAGGAGGGUUUGGAAGAAGAUCGGUUUCGUCGGAUCGGUUGGUAAAAAAAGAGUUGGAGGAGCAAGAUCGUGGUGGGGAAAGGGGAAGUAGUUCUGCUGGAAUUGUCCGAUCAAAAUCAGACGGUGAUGCAAGCCGAAAUGGUGAUUGUAAUGAUGUUGCUGUUUCUUCUUCUCCUUGUUUAUCUGUUUGCUCGAAUUCGUCUUCUUCGGGUCUUUCUGUCGGUCUAUGUUUUGUAAAUAAUAAUAAUGAUAGUAACAAUAGUGAAUGUGAUCAUAUUAAUGCCGCGGCUGCUAACUUAAGAAGCUGUGAAAGUAAUGGAUCUAUAUGUAAUAAGCCGCCCACGGGGCGGAGUAGUAAGAGUUUGAAUGGGGAACUUGGUUUUAAAUCAUUUGGUGGUGGAGAGGUUGUUGUGGAGGAUGAGUUGGAUUGCAGUGAACAAGUGUGUACUAUUAAGAAUCUUGAUAAUGGGAAAGAGUUUGUGGUGAAUGAGAUUAGAGAAGAUGGGAUGUGGAAUAAGUUGAAGGAAGUUGGGACUGGGAGGCAGUUGACUAUGGAGGAGUUUGAGAUGUGUGUCGGGCAUUCUCCGAUUGUUCAAGAGUUGAUGAGGAGACAGAAUGUGGAAGAGGGUAAUAAGGAUAAUGCUGAUUUGAAUGUGAAUGGCGGUGGUGUUGGCGUUUCAAAGUUGAAGAAGAAAGGGAGUUGGUUUAAGAGUAUGAAGAGUGUUGCGAGCAGUGUGAAGGGUCAGAAGGAAAGAAGAAGUAGUGAUGAGAGAGAUACGUCAUCAGAGAAGGGUGGGAGGAGAUCGAGUUCUGCCACAGAUGAUAGCCAGGAUGUUUCCUUUCAUGGGCCGGAAAGAGUGAGGGUAAAGCCGUAUGGAAAGUCGUGUAAAGAACUCACUGCUCUUUACAAGAGUCAAGAGAUACAAGCCCAUAAUGGGUCUAUUUGGAGUAUUAAGUUUAGUUUGGAUGGAAAAUACCUCGCUAGUGCGGGUGAGGAUUGUGUAAUUCUUGUAUGGAAGGUAGUGGAGUCAGAAAGGAAGGGGGAGUUGUUGAUGGAAAAGCCUGAGGAUGGGAAUUUGAAUUUUUUGCUUGUGGCUAAUGGAUCUCCAGAGCCAACUCUGUUGUCCCCAAGUGCAGAUCACCAUCCUGAGAAGAAGAAAAGAGGAAGGUCAUCUAUAAGCCGAAAGUCACUGAGCCUGGAUCAUAUUGUGGUGCCAGAGACUGUUUUUGCGCUUUCAGAUAAACCUGUUUGUUCUUUUCACGGACAUUUGAAUGAUGUGCUCGACCUCUCAUGGUCCAAAUCUCAGCAAUUGCUCUCAUCAUCAAUGGACAAAACAGUGAGGCUUUGGGACUUGAAUAGCAAGACUUGUUCGAGAAUAUUUUCGCACAGUGAUUAUGUAACUUGCAUCCAGUUUAAUCCAGUUGAUGAUAGAUACUUCAUUAGUGGAUCCCUAGAUGCUAAAGUUCGCAUAUGGAGCAUUCCUGAUCAUCAAGUCGUUGAUUGGAAUGAUCUGCAUGAAAUGGUCACUGCUGCAUGUUAUACACCUGAUGGGCAGGGUGCACUGGUGGGCUCGUAUAAAGGGAGCUGUCGUUUAUAUGAUACUUCUGAGAACAAAUUACAACCAAAAAGUCAGAUCAAUUUGCAGAAUAAAAAGAAGAAAUCUCAUCAAAAGAAAAUUACAGGUUUCCAGUUUUCACCUGGAAGUUCAUCAGAAGUACUCAUCACAUCUGCAGAUUCGCGAAUUCGGGCUGUUGAUGGUGCCGAUCUAAUUCACAAGUUUAAAGGAUUUCGGAACACAAACAGCCAGAUCUCGGCUUCUGUUACAGCAAAUGGAAAAUAUGUGGUCUCUGCUAGUGAGGACUCUUAUGUUUAUGUGUGGAAACACGAAGCAGAAUCCCGGCCUAGUAGAAAUAAAGGAGUUUCUGUUACAUGCUCUUACGAACAUUUUCACUGUAAAGAUGUAUCAGUGGCCAUCCCAUGGCCAGGCAUGGGUGACGCAUGGGGUCUAAGAGAUACGCAAUUAAAUGAUGAGAGUGGUUUUGAUGACAAUAUUGACGAAGUUUCAACAGCCAAUCAUCCUCCUACACCUGUUGAAGAAUAUAGUGGAAACGAGGGUUCAUUAUCAGCAUCCGGGUGCACCAAUAGCCCUCUCCAUGGAACCAUUUCUAGUGCAACCAAUAGCUACUUCUUUGACAGAAUCUCGGCUACAUGGCCAGAGGAAAAACUUCUUCUGGCUACUAGGACCAGGAGCCCCAGGAGCAGUGUGGAUUAUUCCUCUGGGGUUAACCCGAGCAUGUCGGCCUGGGGUAUGGUGAUUGUGACUGCUGGCCUUCAAGGAGAGAUUAGAACUUUCCAAAAUUUUGGAUUGCCGGUUCGGAUUUGAGGUGCCAAAAAACAAUGGUGACGGGAACCUCAAAAGGGUUAGGGGGGAAAUGAGUUUGAUAAUAUGUCAGUACAGCCCCAUUUCCCCCCCUUUGGGUUAAAUUGUGUACAGAGAGAUAUUGGUUGAGAUUUGUAAUAUUAGCGAGUAUCCAUUUCUUUCUUUGUGCCUGUGCUCAUCGGAUGUGGGAAACGGGAAGUCACUCCGGCCGAGCAUCAGAGGAAAAUAUAGAUUUGUUUAGAAGCAAAAAAAAAAAAAAAACUACACCUUGAAUUUAGAAGCCAAUGUAUUUCUGAUGUCGGGAAUUGUAGAGUUAAGAGCAUGGCGAAAGCUUAUUGAAUUGAAAAAUGAAAUUCUUUUACUAUUCAUUCU